AUGAUGAGCUCAAACUAUUGGAGUGAGAUGAGCAGCAGCAGCUGUGGGACUCAGCAAUCCCCAGAAGUGCUGCAGUGCCAGCCCCAGCAUUACCGCUGCUACCAUCAGUCAAGACAAGCCCAGCAGCCUCCAGAAAAAAAUGUAGUGUAUGAGCGAGUGAGGACCUACAGUGGGCCCAUGAACAAGGUGGUUGAGGCCUUGGACCCGAUCGGCUCACGGGAAGUGUGCUCCCCUCUCAAAACUGCCUCCUCCUACCAAAGCUUGCUUUGGAGCGACCGUUCCCAGGAACUUCAUUCUACAACUCUGAAAAUAUCUACUUGUGCCCCAAGCACUGUACAUAUAACCCCAAAUAUUGAACAGGAACUCCAUUCUCCAACAGUGAAAGUCACUACAUAUCCGCAGGCCACUAUUAGGCAAUAUGUAGUGCAAAAUCCUGAACAGGAACCACUGUCGCCAUUCCUAAGAGGAGGCCAUUUCUUUCCAGGAAAUAAUGCCAUUUAUGAAAAAACCAUAAGAAAAGUGGAGAAGCUAAAUACGGAUCCGGUGAUAAUUCAGGAUGAUGGCCCUGAAAAAUUGGACCCCAAGUAUUUUGGAGAGUUGCUUGCUGAUCUAUGCCGUAAAAAUACAAAUCUAUAUCACUGCUUAUUAGAACAUUUGCAGAGAAUUGGAGGAAGCAAACAGGACUUUGAGUCUACAGAUGAGUCAGAAGACACCGAAUCGUUGAUUCCUAAAGGAUUGUCAGAAUUUACAAAACAGCAAAUUCGCUAUAUUCUGCAGAUGAGGGGUAUGUCUGAUAAAUCACUCCGGCUAGUGCUGUCCACAUUCAGCAACAUACGGGAGGAGCUUGGAAAUCUUCAGAAUGACUUGACAUCACUGGAAAAUGACAAGAUAAGACUUGAGAAAGACUUGGCAUUCAAAGAAACUCAAAUAAAAGAGUAUGAAGAACUCUUAGCAUCAGUGAGAGCAAAUAAUCGCCAGCAGCAGCAAGGACUUCAAGACUCAACCUCAAAAUGCCAAGCAUUGGAAGAAAACAAUCUUUCUCUUCGGCAUACACUAUCAGACAUAGAAUAUAAACUAAAAGAACUGGAAUACUGUAAGCGUAAUUUAGAGCAAGAGAAUAAAAAUCUUAGAGUGCAGCUCUCAGAGACUUGCACAGGCCCGAUGCUGCAGGCUAAAAUGGCUGAGAUUGGCAACCAUUACAUGGAGAUGGUAAAAAGCUUAAGAAUGGAGAAAGAGAGAGAGAUCUGCAAACUAAGGACUCAAUUAAAUCAGUACCAAAAAGAUGUUUCAAGAAGAGAAGGAAGUUGCAGUGACUUCCAAUUCAAGAUUCAUGAACUGACAAGCUUGCUGGAAGAGAAGGAUUCCCUUAUAAAGCACCAAUCGGAGGAACUCUCGAAGUUGAGACAAGAAAUAUAUUCAUCUCAUAACCAACCCUCCAGUGGUGGAAGGACAACUAUUACCACUAGAAAAGCUCCUGGGAUUCUGCUUUGGAGUUGGCCCCACCUCUGCAUGUACAGGUCACAAUAUCCUAUCUUAGGCCUCCUGUAUGAUGACUAUGAAUAUUUACCACCAGGUAGUGACACACAGACUAUUGUGAUUGAGAAAAUAGAAGACAAAUGGACUUGUCCGUGA
Messenger RNA from Globicephala melas (long-finned pilot whale), 1632 nucleotides. RefSeq names its product POF1B actin binding protein (gene POF1B). Gene Ontology annotation, biological process: actin filament organization; bicellular tight junction assembly; epithelial cell morphogenesis. Gene Ontology annotation, molecular function: actin filament binding. The record is from RefSeq and is a predicted model, not a curated record. NCBI's taxonomy places the organism in Eukaryota, Metazoa, Chordata, Mammalia, Artiodactyla, Delphinidae. Gene Ontology annotation, cellular component: actin filament; adherens junction; bicellular tight junction.